This is a messenger RNA of Eurytemora carolleeae, 1455 nucleotides long. Its product is annotated as CUE domain-containing protein 1. Lineage: Eukaryota; Metazoa; Arthropoda; Copepoda; Calanoida; Temoridae. The coding region runs from base 118 to 1101 and encodes 327 amino acids. Gene Ontology annotation, molecular function: ubiquitin binding. The record is from RefSeq and is a predicted model, not a curated record. The transcript has 4 exons.
UUCUAUCGUAUGACUUGAAGGGUUUCUGUAGACAGCAAUCAAUAACACCCGGCCUAAUGUACACAAUGGUACUGCAAUAUACAAGAAUUCACUAGCAGAGGGAGGAAGCACAUCAGCAUGGGGGAUAGAACAAGCCAAGCAACUCAACUGGAAUUUAACCAGGCAAUGACAGACUUCAAAAUAAUGUUUCCUAACAUGGACAUAGAUGUCAUUGAAGCAGUUUUAAGAUCUAAUGGUGGAGCUGUUGAUACAACAAUUGAUCAGCUUCUGGCUAUGACAGCAGACAUAGAAACUACUCAGGAUACCACAAAGGAACAUGAAACACCUCCCCCCUCAUACCAAAACAAUUUACCAUCAUACAAUCAAGCAGUCAAAAAUGAUCCAAACUUCCAAGAGGAUCUCAGCGACUUGAUGGGAGCUUCAAGUAUAGGUCAACCAGACCUAUUGUCAGGCCUUUACAACCUAGGUGCCAGUGGAUCAGAUGUGCCAUUAUGUAUACAGAGAGGAUGGAAACCGCCCAUGCUUGGUAAAUUACCGUCCAACUUUUUACGGAUCAAAGGAUCUUCCCGCCAUGGACAUUCUUACAUGCAUCCUGAGGCACCAUCUCAUUCCUCUUCUUUAAGCCAGGAGAUGAUCAGAGAGAGAAUGAGUGAAAACCAGAAGAAACUUAGUUUAUCCUCAAAUGAUGGUUUUGGGACUAAUCAACUGUUGGAAGAUGAAAAAUUUGCACUAAUGCUCCAGAAUGAGGAGUUUAUGAUGGAACUUCGGGGUAACCAUGAGUUCCUUUCAACACUAGAAGAGGAUGAACUAGAUAAACCCCAGGAACUAGGUGCCAAAAAAGGAAGUCUAGGGAUGGAUGACGCUGCAUUUAGAGAGAAACUAAGAAAUAUGGGGAAACAGUCAAAACAGAAAUUUACCAAGCUUGCCAAUAUGUUCACAAGACAACGUGGAGCUACACGUCUACUAGGUCAUGCUCCGGCUCCUAGCAAAGAUAACCUUCUUCUCAAUGCAGAACCUCUAGUCGACCCUCAUGACAGUGACAGCGGGAGUGAAGAUGAACGUCACAGCACCACAAAGGGAAGGAAAUACCAGUUGAUGUGAUAAUUGGCAAUUCAAUAAAUUUGUCAUCAGAAAAUUUAAUUAACCAAGAGAAUGGAAUCUAAUUUGAAAUUCUUAUCUGAAAUCUCAUUUGGAAAUCUCAUCUGAAAUAUCAACUGAUAACCAAUUCAACAUUGUCAAAACCAAAUCAUUUAUGAAUGAGCUUGGCACCCAAAUCCAGCUCAUUUCUCUAGAACAGCUAAACCCUGUUCAACUUAAUGUGAUAACUUAUAUAAUCUCAUUAAAUGUUUUAUCUACUGUCUAUCUAAUAUCUAUUUAUCUACCUAUCAACUGCAUAUUUACAUUAUGUGAAAAUUUAACAAUACAUUUGGCAACAUAAAUAAAAAAUAGAAAAAA